CAUAUUUAAUUCACUUUAUUAACCUUUUACGAAUCGUGAAAUAAUGGCGUUGGAAGGGUAUAUAGCAUGGUACAGGAAUGGCAUACACCACGUGGGAAAGCCGUGAAUGUAUGUGGCAGCAGGAAUGCAACUUCACUGCUCCUAUGUAUCAAUUUUAUACAGGACAUACAAUAUCAACUGCCCGGCCCACAUUUCCUUCCUUGCCACCAAAUAUGGGAAAUGCUUGGAAGUCAUUGAAGUGGUUGACGAACACACUCACACGUUGAGUGAGAAGUGUUGCCAGCACCUGCCACGCCAGAGAAGGCUCAAUGAAGAGGAAACAGGUGAAGUGAAGAAACUUCUAGCACUUAAAGCUAUUAAGAAAUGCCUACAAGGGCACUUCUUCAACCGUUGGAAGAGAAUACUCCUGCGUGGCCUUCACAACCUAACAACAAAGAUGCAGGCGGAGAAAGUGAAAGGGUCAACGCUCAACUUCAUUGCCUCACGUGUGCAGGAAUCUGGCGGAACUAUGGACAUUCUUGUGGAUAGUGAUAGUGUGCUGACUGGCCUUUCCUACCAGGAUAGUGACAUGAAAAAGGCAUAUGAGAACUUUCCAGAUAUUUUUUUGUUGAUGCCAUUCAUAAGACCAAUGAUAAACUGAUGCCAUUGUACGUUGUCCUUGUGAAGAAUUCCAAUGGUGAGAGUGAAAUAGUGGCAUUGAUAUUGUGUGCAGGUGAGGACGAGGCAACAUUACAAGCAUUGUUUUCAAGGUUUAAUGUGAACAACAGGUCAACCACGGACACUAAAGUUAUUAUGACUGACAAAUAUUUUGUAAAA
This is a messenger RNA of Dermacentor silvarum, 816 nucleotides long. RefSeq lists its product as uncharacterized. The transcript is spliced from 2 exons. Bases 107 to 640 code for a protein of 177 amino acids. The record is from RefSeq and is a predicted model, not a curated record. NCBI's taxonomy places the organism in Eukaryota, Metazoa, Arthropoda, Arachnida, Ixodida, Ixodidae.